Chelonus insularis is the source of this 1973-nucleotide messenger RNA. RefSeq names its product probable ATP-dependent RNA helicase ddx10. Lineage: Eukaryota; Metazoa; Arthropoda; Insecta; Hymenoptera; Braconidae. Bases 140 to 1903 code for a protein of 587 amino acids. The transcript has 5 exons. The record is from RefSeq and is a predicted model, not a curated record.
GUCUUCGUAAGAUUAACAGUUGAAAAAGAGUUUUAAAUCUGUGAAGAUUGAUAAUCAAAUCGUUACUCUCUUAGUUCAUUUUUUUUCUUCAUUCGUUUUUUUUCUAAAGUUAUUUCUUUGUUAAUAUUCAUUGAAAACAAUGAAGUUAUCAACGGUCUUCGAACUGUUACUAAUUUGCUUGCUGAUAGCAUUUGCAGCUUACGGAAGAAUUAUAGAUCGUGAUGAUAUUAAUCGUCGACUUAUAAGAUCAACGUAUGGCCAAGAUAAGCAAGAUUUUCAAGGCAUUAGUAUCAUGUCUCUGAAACAAGCAACCGAAAAUGUCAAUAAGUACUGUGUUUGCAGUCAAAAUGUUUGCAAUUGCUGUCGAGAGUUUCACAUUUCUCUUGUUUCUACUAAUCGUCGAGGAUGUGUUUCUCUGCAAUACAGAGGUAGAAAUGAUUUAGCUGUUCAGUUGAGCUUUGGUGACAACAUCUUAACUAGUACUGUAAUUAAUGGUAAAAAAGCACGAGCCAUUUGUGUUCCAAUGCCCGGUGGUUAUUCAAAAUUCUGUAGUCGAAUUUACUCAAUCGAACGCGAGGAUGAUGAUCACUUUAAAGCAUGUCUUGGUUUGGAACUGCAAUCAGCUUCUGAAUUAGAAGCAUCUAUGCGUGUCAGUUGCUUUAGAUUUGGCUCUGAUGGUAUUAAACUUCGUCCAGCGGAAGAAUAUCCACCUGAAAUUGAAGUAAAACCUGCUGAAAAUGAUGAAAGCGAUGACGAUGAUGAUAUUUUCGGAUUGGAUGAUGAUGAUGAUGAUGACGAUGAAGAUGAUGAUACUCCAUCGAAAAAUACAGCAACACCGAUAAGUCAAACGGAAGAUGAUGAUGAUGAUGACGACGAUGAUGAUGAUGAUGACGACUAUACAUUAGGAUUUAGUGCCAUUUUGAAUUAUUUUGAGGAUGAUGAUGAUUCUUCAAAGAAAAAGACUACAACAUCUUCCCCUCUUUUAGCCUUCACUAUUCCAAUGAUCAACAAAAUUACAACAGAAUUACCUGCUACUAUAGAAAAUCACUCUAUCGUUCCAACGUUGAAACCUUCUAAAGGGGAAACCGUUACAUCAAGUUCAGAGAACUCGGAAAAUUUAGAUAAACCAGAAGAAGAAACAACACAUAAAUUACACGAUGAAAAUACCGAAACAUCUACACUCUCUGAUUCUGAAGUCACUGAAGCAGCUAUAGGAACAAGUUCCACUGAAAAUUUUUCAGUUGUUGCUGAAGAGUCUAACGAUGUUAAAUACAUAAUGCCAUCGAAAAAACCAUUUACUGUUAAUGAAAUUAAAGUUGGUAUAAAAGAAAAGAAACCUAGUAUUACGUCAACUAGUGUCAAUGCCAUAAAAAAUGAAAUCAGUAAGCCUUUUGAAAGUGUAAAACCCAAUUCUCAACAUAAUGAAAUAGAAAAUAGUCACAAUGAUAACGAUGACGAUGAUGAUGAUUUUUUGAGUGCUACUAGUUUAGAUGACAACGAUGAUGAUGAUUUUUUGAGUGCUACUAGUUUAGAUGACAACGAUGAUGAUGAUGAUAAUAAUAAAGAAACCCACUUAGAAGAACACAAAGAUGAUGAUAAAGAAGAACAUGAUGAUGAAAAACACCAAGAAAAUACCAGUAUUGAGAAUGAAGAUGAAGAAGAUAUUGUCGUUGAUGAUGAUGAAGAUGAUGACGACGACGACGUUAAAAUAAUUUCAGCCUUGAUUUCUGAUGAUGAUGAACAAAAAAAAGGAAAAGGAAAAACAAAAAAAGUUCAUCGAAACCGUAGCACAACUAAAAAACCAAACGAUGAAGAUUCAGAUUAUGAUGAUGAUCUUUUAUCACGAAAUUUGAAAGAAAGAAAAAGUAGAAAAAGACAAAGUAAAAUUUUGAGACUGCAAUAAAUAAAAUUUUUUCUACAAUUCAAUUUAUUUAUUUUAUGUUUAUAGAAAUCAUUAAUAUUAAAUAAUAAGA